Closterium sp. Naga37s-1 is the source of this 2429-nucleotide messenger RNA. Lineage: Eukaryota; Viridiplantae; Streptophyta; Zygnematophyceae; Desmidiales; Closteriaceae. The record is from the annotation of a GenBank genome assembly.
AUGGGGCGCACGCUCGAUGACGAUGACGAGUGCUUUCCCAGAGGAAAAGCACCUCUUGCAAAACCUCUCGCAAAGUCUCCCGCGAAGGUUCCCACACCCCGGCCUGCAAAACCCCGCAAGGCCGCAGAAGCUAGCCAUGCCGUGACGGACGGGGACAGGGUUUUAGGCGGCGAGGGUUUUGUGGGUGAUGAAGGAAAGAACAAGGAAACCCCGGAUAAGAAGGGGAAAGCUAAGAUUGAGCGUGGAGAGGGAGGAGCGAAGGAUCGAAAGCGGGCUCGUGAGGAGAUCGCAGCAGGAGAGACGGAAGUAUCUAGAGAAAAGCCAGGGAGAUAUGGAGAGCCGGGGAAAAAAUCCGACGAGGCGAAAAAAGCCCACGCGCGGGGAGAGGGGAAAGCGGCGGCGGAGGGGAAGAAGAAUAAGCGGAAGAAGGGAGCGGGUGGGGCGGUGAAGCAGGGGGUGAGCGUGCUAGAGGAAUGGGUGGAAGAAGAGGAGGACAUCGGCGCGCAGAUUGCCCUUGCGAGAGCCGAGGAAGCUGCGAAGAAGGAGGCGGAGGAGGUUAAGAGGCGUUUGGGAGAUAAGGAGAGCAUGGCGACGAGUGUGAAGGGCUUCACUGCUCAGGACGCCACGCCAGGGAUGCAGCUGUGGGGCUGUGUUGCAGAGGUCACUCCGUCCGGCCUUCUUAUCAGCCUGCCACAUGGCGUGUUCGGAUUCGCUGACGUGGCAGAAGUAUCUGACCAGAUAUCGGGUUGUUUAGGGAAGGCGGAGAGGGGAGAAGCAGUGGAUUGGGGGCAGGAGGAUGAGGAGAUGAAGGAGGAAGGGGAGGAGGAGCAGGAGGAGGGGGAGGAGGGGGAGGAAGAAGGAGCAGGGGGCGAGAGCAUCAAGCAGAAGGUAUGCAGUUUUCCUUGUGGAACUGUCUUUUCUUUCCUCCCUCCUCCUCUCCCACACCCUCCAACCCUCCCCCCCCUUCCCCCCUCCCCUCCCCCUUCUUCCGCCGCUUUCCAUUCUUCACUCUCUCCUGUUUCCUCCCAUAUCCUGCCAAAACCCUCUCUGAACCCUACGCGUUCUCCUCUGCUUCGCCCCCCGCCGCUAGACUCCCCGCAUGCGAGCAGCAGAGUGGAUGGCGCGCAUAUUCUCGCAGGGCCAGCUCGUACCCUGCACUUCCCUGGAGUGACGUUCCGCAAGGGGCAGCUGCUGCCAGUGCCGGUGGUGGUGGAGGGGCGGGACAAGGCACACAAGACGCUCACAGUCUCACUCGAACCCACCCCUGCCACUAGCAAGGCCGCACAAGCACAAACACCACCACCAGGAGCAGCAACAGCAGGAAAGGGGGAGGGUGGGGAGGGCGAGGAGGAAGGGGGUGCAGCGGUGCUACCGGGGCAGCUGGUGCAGGGCAAGGUGCUGCACGUGCUGCAGGAUGGAUCCAUGGCUGUGGGCCUGCCCACUGCCACUGCUUGGGUGCAUCCCUUGAACCUGCCCCGUCCGCUGCUCUCUCGGGACCAGUGCCUGGCCAUCUUCCCCAUUGGUGCCAUGGUCAAAGCGCGUGUGCUCUUCUGUACACAUGCUGCAUCAGGGGCAGCAACAGCAAGCAGCAGCAGCAGCGCACACGGCACUGAUCCCAGUGUGGUGGUGCCGACCAUAGCACUCUCCCUCAGCUCAGCUCUCCUCCGCGCCACCCCUCCCUCCAUUGAGUGGCAAGCGUCCCCUUCCGCCCCCCCCACCAAGGUGCUUCCAGGCUCUCUCUUCCCCGCUGCUGUUGUGGAGCGCAUUUACCCUGGGCUGGGCGUGCUGCUGCGACUGGCGGGAGGGGAGAAGGAGAAGAAGGAGAAGGGGGCCGAGCAGGGGAAGCAGGGGAAGGAGAGGAAGAAGCAGUUGGGCAAGGCGGCGUAUGCACUUGUUCCUCUGCGCCAGCUCUCUGCAUCUGGGGCACCCGCCAUCCCAGCGCAUGUGGCGGAGGGCAAGCAAGUGUGUGCGCGCGUGCUGCACCUCUGCCCCUCCGACGGACUCGCCAUCGCGUCCCUCAAGGGCAUGGCCGUGAAAACAACACUCUCCCCGGCAGGCGUGCAGGCGGGCAAGCUGGUAACAGGCACAGUGGUGGCGGUGGCAGCAGAGGGCGUGCGAGUGCAGCUGGCGUUUGAGCAGUGGGGGUGGUGCCCUCGCGCACACAUGAGCGAGGGCAGGGGCACGCACCGGGACGACGCCGCCUUUAAGCCAGGGGCGUUGCUGCAGUUCCGAGUGCUGCGCCAGGGGGAGGGCCCCGAGGGACCUGUGCUGCUCACCCACAAGAAAACACUGCUGUCGUCCAAACUGCCUGUUCUGACGAGCCCUUCGCAAGCAACGGCGGGCGUGUGCACGCACGGGUGGGUGGAGACGGUGACUAAGGAUACGUGCACCGUGCACUUCUAUGGGGACUUCUCUGCCACCAUCCACAG